Acinonyx jubatus (cheetah) is the source of this 2723-nucleotide messenger RNA. It is a transcript of the gene FBXW5, whose product is annotated as F-box and WD repeat domain containing 5. NCBI's taxonomy places the organism in Eukaryota, Metazoa, Chordata, Mammalia, Carnivora, Felidae. The coding region runs from base 446 to 2212 and encodes 588 amino acids. The record is from RefSeq and is a predicted model, not a curated record. Gene Ontology annotation, molecular function: protein binding. The transcript has 8 exons. Gene Ontology annotation, biological process: protein ubiquitination. Gene Ontology annotation, cellular component: SCF ubiquitin ligase complex; Cul4-RING E3 ubiquitin ligase complex.
CGUCGCAAACCGGCCGCGUCCGGUCUCCGGCUCCUUGCCCUCUCCCGCCCCCCCCCCCCCCCAUCCCCCAGUCUCCGGCCCCUCGGCCUCGGCCGCGCCCUCUGCCGAUGAAUGUGUCGCAGAAGCCGCCGCGCCGGGACCGGGGGCCGAGCCGAGGCCCCGCCCCCGGCAGCCCCUCGGAAGGAGGGUGGGAGGGGACGUUGGCAGCCCCCGCCCCGCCCACAGCUCGCCGGGCAGUGGCCGCGCUGGCCCGCUGACCGCCUGGCAGGGCUCCCUUAGACCACAAGGCACAGGCCAAGGGCCGGCUGGUGCCCCUGGCAGCGUCUGGGGCGGGCUGUCUGGUCCUCGUCCCACCGGCCCCAGCUUCUUCUCGGAAGGAUCUCUGUCCCAAGCUGACAGCUCUGAAGCCUUGGGUCUACAAGGGCUGCCCGGGCAGAAUGUCACAAUGGACGAGGGGGGUGCGCCCCUGCUCCCUGACAGCCUCGUCUACCAGAUCUUCCUGAGCUUGGGCCCGGCCGACGUGCUUGCUGCUGGGCUGGUGUGCCGCCAGUGGCAUGCCGUGUCCCGGGAUGAGUUCCUGUGGAGGGAGCAGUUCUACCGCUACUACCAGGUGGCCCGCGACGUGCCCCGGCACCCAGCCGCCACAUCCUGGUAUGAAGAGUUUCGGCGGCUCUACGACACAGUGCCCUGCGUGGAAGUGCAGACGCUCAAGGAGCACACGGACCAGGUCCUGCACCUCAGCUUCUCACACUCCGGCUACCAGUUUGCUUCCUGCUCCAAGGACUGCACGGUGAAGAUCUGGAACAACGACCUGACGGUCUCGCUGCUGCACAGCGCGGACAUGCGGCCCUAUAACUGGAGCUACACCCAGUUCUCCCAGUUCAACCAGGACGACUCGCUGCUGCUGGCGUCCGGGGUGUUCCUGGGGCCCCACAACUCCUCGUCUGGUGAGAUCGCAGUCAUCAGCCUAGACAACUUCGCCCUGCUGUCCCGAGUGCGCAACAAGCCAUACGACGUGUUUGGCUGCUGGCUCACGGAGACCAGCCUGAUCUCGGGGAACCUGCACCGCAUCGGAGACAUUACCUCCUGCUCAGUGCUCUGGCUCAACAACGCCUUCCAGGUGCGGGCGCGUGUGCCCCCUGUGGCUGUCGCCUCCUCGGCCUGCUGCCCACCUGCUGUCUCCCACCCCCAGGACGUGGAGUCCGAGAACGUCAACGUGGUAAAGCGGCUCUUCAAGAUCCAGAACCUUAACGCCAGCACCAUCCGCACAGUGAUGGUGGCCGACUGCAGCCGCUUCGACAGCCCGGACCUCCUGCUGGAUGACGGUGCCACCCCCGGCCGCGUCUUCGACCUGGGCGGCGACAGUGAGGACGAGGCUGUGGGCCCGGGGCCGGCUCCGGCCCGCACCAAGGAGGGCUUGCGGCGCUUCCUGGACGGGCUCCUGGACGGGCGGGCACAGCCCCAGCUGUCAGAGCACGCGCUGGAGACACAGGUGGCCGAGCUGCUGGCCCAGGGCCGCACCAAGCCCCCCGAGCACAGCACAGCCGCUGCCCGCAAGCUCCUCGUCUUCACCACGGGCUGCCUCACCUACUCGCCGCACCAGAUCGGCAUUAAGCAGAUCCUGCCACACCAAAUGACCACAGCCGGGCCUGUGCUGGGUGAGGGGCGGGGCUCAGAUGCCUUCUUUGAUGCCCUGGACCACGUCAUCGACGUGCACGGACACAUCAUCGGCAUGGGCUUGUCCCCGGACAACAGGUAUCUGUACGUGAACAGCCGAGCCUGGCCGAGCGGUUCUGUGGUGGCCGACCCCAUGCAGCCACCGCCCAUCGCAGAGGAGAUCGACCUGCUGGUGUUUGACCUCAAGACCAUGCGGGAGGUGAAGCGGGCUCUGCGGGCCCACCGCGCCUACACACCCAACGACCAGUGCUUCUUCAUCUUCCUGGAUGUCAGCAGGGACUUCGUGGCCAGCGGGGCCGAAGACCGGCACGGCUACAUCUGGGACCGGCACUACAACAUCUGCCUGGCGAAGCUGCGGCACCAGGACGUGGUCAACUCUGUGGUCUUCAGCCCCCAGGAGCAGGAGCUGCUGCUGACGGCCAGCGACGACGCCACCAUCAAAGCCUGGCGUUCGCCGCGCACCGUGCGCAUCCACCAGGCCCCGCGUCCUCGUCCCCACCCGUUUUUCUCCUGGUUUGCCAGCCAGAAGCGCUGAGGGGGGCGCUGGCCGACCGGAGCGUCCCGGGUGUCCUUGGGCCGCCGGGACCCGCCGAAGACGCCAGAGGCCUACAGCCCCUUCCCAAGGGUCCGGAAGCUGCCCAGACCGUGUGGUGGGCAGAGAAGCCGGGAACAGAACUGCCUCAGGGAGGGGGUUCGGCGGGGCUGCAGACCGGGCAGCCUGACCCCCGCCCGCCACGCUCACGCCCCACGCCACCUCCCACGGCCAUGACGUCCAGCGCCGGGGCAGCCUCCUGGCUGGCAUGGGAUGCACCGGACGCUGGGGGCCCCACCCUUCACCCACUCUUUUUCCCCAGGGCCUGGGUCCUGGGGCCGUCAGCACCACACGUGACCCGUGGCUCGCCCCAUGCACCCGGAGCGGUGUUUCCUCAGGGAAUCGGUCUGUGCGGCAGCGGGGCCGACAGCACGGGUCAGUCCGCCGUGGGCCCAGGCAAACUGCAUGUCACCGAUCACCCGUUUGGGGGCCAAAUAAACAGCUGGCAACAGCA